Hibiscus syriacus is the source of this 1097-nucleotide messenger RNA. RefSeq lists its product as uncharacterized. The transcript is spliced from 9 exons. NCBI's taxonomy places the organism in Eukaryota, Viridiplantae, Streptophyta, Magnoliopsida, Malvales, Malvaceae. The record is from RefSeq and is a predicted model, not a curated record. Bases 33 to 872 code for a protein of 279 amino acids.
ACCCUCGAUUCUAAAACCAAUUUGGGCAGGAGAUGCAGCAAAACAAUAUUAUCUCCUCCAUGGCAACGGUAUCUGAAUCACCCGAAGAUAGCCCAAACCCUAAUCCACCACCAUCGCCGCCUCAGCCUCCGCCCCGCGACCCCCUUUCUAAAACCUUAUCGCAUUUUCCUGACCAAGUCACUCCGUGGAUCGAUUACGCUGUGGAGCAAUCUGUUCUCUACCAGAAAAUUAUCGAUGGGAACGUUAACGCCACAAUCGAAGCUUCUAGAUCUCGACUUUCAGAAAUUCGCUCCACUUCCUCUGCUCAUUUUAAUCAAACCAUCGAUUCACUUAAAGAUGUAAAAUCGCUACUUGGUGUUUACGAGAACUUGGCAUUUAACAAAGUUAAAGAGGGAAUUAUCAGUGUAGUUGCAAAUCCAUUGAUCACGGGCGGUGCUGCUGUUGGCUUGGGAUUUCUGGUACUUAAAAGGCCAAGGCGUUUGCUAUAUUACAAGGCUUUGCGUCUUUUUCAGUGUGAAGAGUCCAUGAUUUCCAAAGCUGAUACUAGAGUGAAGGAGCUGAGACAGUCAAUUGAUCGCCUUAAGGCUGAAAGUAAGAAGUUGGAGCGGAGUGCAUCGGUAGCUGAAGAAGAGCUGAUCCGUGGCAGGACAAAACUCAGGCAAGCAGGCAAGCAGAUCCGAAGUGUAAUUCAGUCAGCUUAUAAGAUUGAAAGACAAGCAGCAGGAUUAAAAGAUACCCUUGGAGAACUUCCAAGCAGAGAAGCAUCUCAAUUUAGAUCGCAUGUUUCCAAGCUUGCUUCUGAGGCGAUGCGAGAACGGAAUACGUUGGCAAAGGAGGUUUCAAAAAUUAGUAAUCAUGGAAUUGCAGUCUGAGGAAUCCUUUGCCCCUGUUGUUUUCUUAAGUUCACAUAACAGAUAAGAUGUUUUGAGUGAAUACAUUUUGUUAUUAUAAUUUUAAUUGGAGCCUGGUGAUUGCACAUCAGGGAACCUGUAUAAAAUAAACAAACUCCCAUUCUCAAGGUUUGGUUUCUUAACUUUCUGGUCUUGAAGUUUUGGUCCAAUAUAUGAAAAAUUAAAUUCACUGUUACCAUUACAGUA